Messenger RNA from Paramuricea clavata, 5733 nucleotides. Lineage: Eukaryota; Metazoa; Cnidaria; Anthozoa; Malacalcyonacea; Plexauridae. The record is from the annotation of a GenBank genome assembly.
AAUCGUUAAAAUACGAAGUUAAAUGACGUACCCAAGGUGUGUAGCGCAGGCUCGCUCUAACAUGGUGUCUUACCAACAUGCCGCCGAAGAAGAAGGGACAAGACCAAGGCAAUAAAAAAACUGUUAACAAACAGAAAGAAAAGAUUAUUGAGGUAUUUUUUCAAGUAGAUUUAUAAUAUAUAUUUUCAAGAUUGUGGUAGUUCUUACACUGAGUCGCCACGGGCUGUAAAUUAGUGCUGAAAUAGUAUCAAAUAUGUAUGUGUUCAAAAAGUUAUUAAAGGUAUAUUAAUUUUAUAAUUACGUAUGUAUUAAAGCAUGUUCAUUCAUUCAAAUAUUUUAUAUGUCCAGAUAUAUACGUGUUUACUUUGUGGUUGUUGUACAAUGCCAUUUUAUUGCUAGUGUUGUACAAUAAAAACAAAAUUUUGAACAAUUUGAAAAAGUAUAAGAAAUGGCAAAAAAUUAUCAUAUGUUGCCCAGUUUUCGGACACAAGUAUGACGGGUUCUAACGAUCUCUAAUCUGAUCAGCCAAUCACAUUCAACUAGCUUUAAACUGAAUGCCCAAGCUAAUUGAGAAAAUAUGUAUCAGAAAAUAUGUUAAACUCCGGUUAUUUCAUUACAAUCCUCAUAAAACUUCAGGCAAACUUUCAAGUCCCCCCCCCCUGAAAGGAUUGGCCCUGUAAUGACUGCACUUGUAUGAGGGCCCCCUAUUCCUCUUCAUAAUAUGCUUUCACGUAAAAAUAUUUUGCCUUUUCACGAGUCACGGAUUAAGAAAAUCAUCGAUCACGUUUCACAGCUAAGUAAAAUAAGCCCUUCACGCAAAAAUUAUAGGGGGCCCGAUCACGUUUCACGGCUAAGUAAAAUAAGCGCUUCAUACAAAAAGUAUAGGGGGCCCUCUUGUAUGGUGCACAGCCUUUUAUUUGAUACUGGACUAUUAUAGACAGUGUUCGUAUUUGCUGCCCACCAAACUGCUUGCCCUUUGAUGUCCAGGGGACGGGUGUUCGAAUUCAAACUUUCAAACUAACAGCAUGUUCAUAAAUUUGGAAGUAGUUCUUCAGAAAUCUUGUCUGGAUCAGUAGGAGCUUUCUUCUCUGAAGUUUUGAAAUAAACUGACAUCCAGAAAUACAUAAACUAUAAAACAGCAGGUUAAAUUUUAACCCAGGGGUUAGCGCUAAUUCAGCUUGGCAAAACUGCUGGCGCAGAUAAAAUCUAUUCUUAAAUAUUUUGCAGGAUAGGACAUUUGGUUUGAAAAAUAAGAAAGGCAAAAAACAGCAACAAUAUGUCAAGAAUGUCACUCAACAGGUAAAACAUUAGUGAUUCAUUUGCUAUUCUCAGAGGUUCUCAAAAAAUCAUAACCUUCAUGGUUCUUAAAAAUUCUUCAGAAUAUUACCAGUCACAUCCCAGAAUUGAGUAAAUGGCAUUUCUGAGACACUAAAUUUAAUCCACCUCCCACCACCACCAUUACCCCCACCACCAUUACCCCCCACCACCACCAUUACCACCACCACCAUUACCCCCUCCCCAACACCCAUCCCCUAGAGGGUCCUUUCCAUCAUCACUCAUCCACAUAUACUUUUGUAUUUUCCAGGUCAAGUUUGGAGGCAAUGCUAGUGCCAGAAAGGUGAGGAUCUAUUUUUGUUUUAAUUCUUGUCUAUAAUAUGUUACCAUACAGUUCUUGCUCUCUUACAUUUUUAUCUACUUUUCUUUAUCUAGCUAGACACAGAUUCCAAGGUAUUAUACAGUAUGUUAUGAUAAGAUUCAUAAAACAACCUUUUCUAUGUUGUAACUGAGUUAAAUAGUUGUAGCAACUAGAUGAAAAUAAAAAUAUUCAGUAUGUUCAGAUGAGACCGGUACAAAGUCUCAAUUUAUUUCCCUUGCACGCCAUUUUCUUUUUACAGUGCUUUUGUGAGCAUGCAUUGUGCUGAAGCCAAGCAUACAGCAGAGACUGCUCUGGAAUGUAUUCAUUUUUACAUUCAUCCCGCUCCAAAUAGUUCUUUUGGUUCAGCAUGUACAAUGAUUUCAGACCAGUCUGAGCAAUUUUUCAUCCCAAUGUCAUGUAAACAUCUGUUAUAAAUAAUACUCUGACUGAAAUGAAAUCGUCCUGGUUUGACUUUAUCCCAGUCUCGUGUAAACGGGACCUGAUUGGUCGAGUGUUACUAAAGGAUGAACCUUGUGACAAUCACACAACUACAUAUUUGUCAUUUUUCAGAAAACGGAACAGGAAAAGAAAAAGAAGGAAACGGAAGAACUAAAUCAGCUUUUUAAACCUGUGGCCACAAAACUGUCGAAAGAUGCUGACCCAAAGUCGGUGGUAUGUGCGUAUUUCAAGCAGGGUCUGUGCGGGAAAGGCGACAAGUGCAAGUAUUCACAUGAUCUUACCCUCGAAAGGAAGGGAGAAAAGAGGAGUUUAUAUGUUGACUCCAGGGAUGACGAACUACAGAAAGGUAGCAAAAAAUCAUUUGGACUCUAUUGGGUCAUUCCAGAAAACAUCCACACCUCCCCCACGGAGGAAAUUAGGCGUGACCCCAUAUCCUCUACAGAUGUCCUAAUACACUUACUGUUAUCAGAAACUAAUUUUUCUCGCCUCCUGAUGGCAGAAAUUUCCUCCUUGGAGGCAGGGUGGAUUUUUUCUGGAACGACCCAAUACCAAAACUGCAGAUGCUUUCUCUCACCUGAAAAACAUGCCAUGUUUUUGGGUAAAAGCAUUUAUGCAUGUGACCACAUUUCUAUGAAUGACGACGUCUGAUUGGCUGCGAGGAAUUAUGCUGAGAUUGGCUGAUAAUAGUCCGACAUCCCAGCAGUGACAGGCGUGGAAAUGUAGUUGCAUUCUUCAAUGUUUUGACAUGAAAACAUAUCACAGUAUUUUCGGGUUGUGAGGAGUCAAGGACGUAUGCAUAGUUUUAGUAAUAACUGGGUUGUUGGAAGGUCUUAAAAGUGUCUAAACAUGAAGAUAUUUUUCUGUUUCUUCUCACAGAUACAAUGGACACUUGGGAUCAACAAAAAUUGGAAGAAGUUGUAGAAAAGAAGCAUGGCGAAAAAGAUACAAAGAACACAACUGAAAUUGUACGAUUACGUUACACUCCAAUGACUCCAUCUCUUUUUGCCUCUGUUUAUGGGAAGAUUCAAUCUGCUUUGUUUUUAGGUUGCAAUAAAAGCCGUUCUUCUCUUAUCGAUCCAGUGUUAUUACAGGAAGAAACCUAAACUAAACUAUCUUUAUUUGUACUGGUUCAUCAGUCUUAAACUCUUUUCCCUAAUGGUCCAGUAAGGGUCCUCUCGUAUUUAUUCAUUGUCACCACAGGAGGAAACCAGAAUAGCUUGCAGUGUUUAGAAGACUCAAUAGACAACUUGCAUGUUAGACUAAUUUUUGAUCUAGGCAAAAAAAGUAAAUUCCCGUAAAGAACUUAUUAAAAUUAGUAAAAUUGCAAAAUUUGGUUACGAAAUGUUGUAAAAUACGGAAAAUAUAGCCUUGCGAAGUUUGCAUAUUUUGUAUAUGUUUGUAUUACGUGCGGAAAUUGUUACCAUUUUUGAGCCGAAGCCAUUAUAUAUCUUGUCAUUUCUCUUCUCAAGGUAUGUAAAUAUUUCCUGGAAGCGAUAGACAAAGGUUUAUAUGGUUGGUUUUGGACGUGUCCAAAUGGUGGCGACAAAUGCAUCUAUCGUCACGCCUUACCUCCUGGAUUUGUCUUAAAGAAGAAAGAACAAAAGCAAGACAAAGAUGAAAUUUCGUUGGAGGAACUGAUCGAAAAGCAGCGAGCAAAAUUAGGAACGAAUUUAACAAAGAUUACUUUAGAAACGUUUACGACUUGGAAAAAAAGAAAGGUGGGUAGCAAUAUUGUAUAGAGGUGAUAGACAAUUCCCAUUAUAGACUAAUUUUAAAACUAGGCAAGGAGAUGCAAAUAAAUCACCACAGCUAGAAAGAGCAUACUAAAAUGAGUAAAAUUGCAAAGUUUGAUUGCGAAAUGUUGUAAAAUGCGGAGAAUAUAGCCUUGCAAAGUUUGCAAAUUUUCUACACUUUUGUAUUGCGUGCGGAAAUUCCUACCAUUUUCGGCCCAAAUGUGAUAAAGAAGUAAACGUUUUUCACGUUGAGGCAUCUUCUCAAUUCUCUAAAGUCUUGUUUCUCCAUCUAUGUAGUUAAAAGAAAAGAAAGAGACGUACGAAAGCGAAACGAACAAAAAGAAGGAAGCAUUUAAAAUGGGACGAAUUGUUGGAAAGGUACGGAUAUAUUUCUCUUUGAAAUAUUUAGUUUUUCUUAGGAAAAUUUUGAUUAAUCCUGGCGUUAGCUACAGUAUUUUGAUCUAUAUCUGAAACCUUUUGCUCAUAGAUAAGUGGAAGAGAAGUAUUUCAGUUUAGUCCAGAGCUUGUUGCUGAUGAUGUCGAUGAUGAAGAAGAGUCCUUCGAUAUUACGCAAUACAGACGAGAAGAGGUGAGGUGGGGGGUUAGGGGGGCAGUAGUCCCUAUGAAUUGUUUUGCAAGGAAAGUUACAACGGGUGUUGUUGUGCGUCUAGGAUGACGAUGAAGAAGCUGAUGAUACAAACGUGGUGGAUAUAUCUCUAGAUUCCUUCAAUACCCUCGAAUACAACGAAGCUGGCGCACCAACUACAAAUAAGGAAACCACACAACAGGUUUGUCCAGUGUAUUGAUUAGCACUCGUAUGUUGGCGAAAGGAACAGCACAAAGCAAGCAACUUAAAGAUGCCCAGCUUUUUGUGGCAAGGCAACUUGCCCAACCGGGCAAGCAAGAUAAAACGUUUACUUACCCGUCAUGAUAUUCACUUGUCCCGGGCAAGUGUUAAGUUACACCUCUGAUUGUGUAUCUUGUGUGUUUGUUUAGGAAAAGAACAUGGAUGCAGACGGACUCGCUAUGGCUUGCGCAGUCACGGCGGAUGAUACUGGGCAAUCUGGACCAACUAUAGACGGGAUACCAGUCGAUCAGAGUUUAUUUGAAGAUUUAGAUGAUCUGGAUUUGGAAGAUGAUAUGGUUGAAUAAAAUUCUCAGAACUCUAAAACUGUGGAACCAUAAAUUUCUCAGAAAUAUAAGCUGUCGAAUACCAUAUAGGACAUCGAAUAUAACACGCAAGCCGAAUGAAGUAGAAAUUGCUCACACAUUAAAUUACCCCACAACCCAGGCAUUAACUGACGACUCGCUCCCUACACAAAAGUAGAAAAAUGGAUAGUAUUCGCAAUUGGAUCAAGUGUAUCGCUGUCUCGGCUGAAAACGUGGUUAUUAAAUGUAGAGUUUUUACUAUCUUUAGUCUGCAAAGCAGGCGUUUGAUUCGAAGCGCGUGGCAGUGGUAUACUGUGUUCGUAUUAAUGAAUUUCUGAUACAAAGCACACAUGUAAAAAUCUCACAACUUGUCAACAAGAUUUGUUCGCAACAGGCUUGUAGCAAGCUUGUCAACAAGGUGUAACAAUGCUGUUAUUUUAUCAAGUUGCUGCAAGGCUGUCACUCGCAACUUGUUGGCAAAUUGUUGAAUUGCAGGACGAUAACAAGUUGUUGGAACAACUUGUAAGACGUCUGUUGAGCUCAACAGCCUUGUAGCAAGUUAUCAACAAGCUGGGAACAAGCCGUGCGAACACAUCCUUUUGACAAGUUGUUGGAACAGCAUUGCUACAAGUCUGCUGCAGGUUUGUUACAACUUGUGCGUUUUUACGCGUGUACAUGGAAAACGGGGCAUGUUUUGGGGGCUUUAUAAUAAAAACUGUUUGCUGUAUUUGGUCUUUUUGAGAUAAAGUGUGCUUA